AUGUAUAACAGCUCUGAGCUGAUACUGCGUAGAGGACAGUCCUGCAGAUUAACUCUGGAAUUCAACAAACCACUACGUGACUGGAAGAGCAUAGUGUUCGUUGCACGCACAGGUCCCUCAAACUCAACAUAUGUCAACACAAAUGUGGAGUUUCCCCUGUCAAGCUCAUGGAGCAGUGGCAUGUGGAGUGCAGUUCUAGAGUCCAGUCCUGGCAAUUCCCUACGGAUAAUCAUGUCCAGUCCUGCCACUGCGGUCGUAGGGAGAUAUGACCUCAGUGUUCGGAUUUCUGUGAUGGGUCAGACUGUUACAUAUUCACUUGGAAAAUUCAUACUGCUCUUCAACCCCUGGUGUCUAGAUGAUGAUGUGUACAUGGCCAAUGAAGAAGAAAGGCAAGAAUACAUCCUAAAUGACCAUGGUGUCAUUUUCAUGGGAAAUGAGAAUCAUGUAACUGGGAUGGGAUGGAACUAUGGUCAGUUUGAAAAUAAUAUUCUGAAUAUCUGCUUGGACAUCAUGGACAGAAGUUUGAACUAUCAGAAAGACUCAGCUCUAGAUUGCUCCCAGAGGCACAGUCCCAUCUAUGUGGGAAGAAUCAUCAGUGCUAUGGUCAACAGCAAUGAUGACUUUGGUGUGCUCGAGGGGAAGUGGGAAAAAGACUUUUCAGAUGGGGUUGACCCAAACAGCUGGAAUGGAAGUGUGGAAAUUCUUUGGAAAUGGAAAAAUGACAACUACAAGCCAGUAAAGUAUGGCCAGUGCUGGGUCUUUGCAGCAGUGAUGUGUACAGUCCUCAGGUGUCUGGGCAUCCCAACCAGAGUCAUCACAAAUUUCAACUCCGCCCAUAACACGGAUGGGAACAUGGUCAUAGACAUGCACUAUGACACAGAUGGGAAGUUCUUGGAGAUCUCCGAUGACAGCAUUUGGAACUUUCAUGUGUGGAAUGAAUCCUGGUUCUUAAGACGGGACCUUGGCCUUUAUUACAGUGGCUGGCAAGUUCUGGAUUCAACACCACAGGAGGAAAGCCAAGGAGUACAUCGGUGCGGACCAACAUCUGUGAUUGCAGUGAAAGAAGGAGAUAUAAUAUUGGGUUAUGAUACUCCUUUUGUGUUUGCUGAGGUUAAUGCUGAUCGAGCUACAUGGGUUGUUCAAAAAGACGGAUCUAAGGAAAGAGCCCACAGUGAUACUAAAUAUGUUGGCCAAAGCAAUCAGCAUCAGCACCAAAGCAGUUGGAAAUGA
Staurois parvus is the source of this 1230-nucleotide messenger RNA. The record is from the annotation of a GenBank genome assembly. Lineage: Eukaryota; Metazoa; Chordata; Amphibia; Anura; Ranidae.